This is a messenger RNA of Nerophis ophidion (straightnose pipefish), 1050 nucleotides long. RefSeq names its product phosphoribosyltransferase domain-containing protein 1-like. Gene Ontology annotation, molecular function: magnesium ion binding; hypoxanthine phosphoribosyltransferase activity. The transcript is spliced from 10 exons. Gene Ontology annotation, biological process: hypoxanthine metabolic process; IMP salvage; guanine salvage. The coding region runs from base 158 to 820 and encodes 220 amino acids. NCBI's taxonomy places the organism in Eukaryota, Metazoa, Chordata, Actinopteri, Syngnathiformes, Syngnathidae. The record is from RefSeq and is a predicted model, not a curated record.
GGCUGCGCUCUUUCAAAAAGAAAAAAAAACAAACCCAAAUGACUUAAGCGUGAUCGGUGACGACUGGAGUGUUCAUUUUGUGAACAUUCCUGGACGAGAAGCAAGCAAAAGGACUUAGCACCUCAGGCGUGUUCUUGUGAACUUUAACACGCCAGAAAUGGAAGACGCGGGGAAGAAAAGAGGCAUUGUGAUAAAAGAUGACUGGCCAGGAUACAGCCUGGAACUGUUCACCUACCCGGAGCACUACCACCACGACAUAGACAGCGUUUACAUUCCACACGGCGUCGUCAUGGACAGGACCGAGCGGCUGGCCCGCUACAUCAGGGACGACUUUGCGGACGACAACAUCACGGUCCUGUGCGUCCUGAAGGGCGGCUACAAGUUCUGCGCCGACCUGAUGGAGUUCAUCAAGGUGCUCGGACGCAACUCCAACAAGUACCUGGAGACCCGGGUGGAGUUCAUACGCCUCAAGAGCUACCUGAAUGACCAAUCCACGGAGGACCUGCACAUCAUCGGCAGCCGAGAUCUAUCCUUUCUGCGUGGAAAGAGUGUGCUCAUUGUUGAGGCCAUUGUUGACACAGGCAAGACAAUGAAGGCCCUUCUGAAGCAUGUGGGGACCUUUGAACCCAAGAUGGUCAAGGUUGCCGGUCUGCUGGUGAAGAGAGCUGCCAACAUGGAUGAGAACCUGACAGACUAUGUCGGAUUUGAAAUUCCCAACCGCUUUGUCGUCGGCUACGCUUUGGAUUACAACGAGUACUUCCGCGACCUGAAUCAUAUCUGCGUCAUCAGCAAGACGGGGAAGCAGAAGUACAAGGUUUGAUUGACUGCCAAAAACUGUACGGGUACUUUGAUAAACGCAAAAAGUAAAUGUUUGUACGGAUUUAAUUGUUUUGUGUUGUGUGUGCACACAACCAUUGUUGGUGGCAGAUGGCGAGAGAUUAUUCUAAUUGGCAUCAUGACUCAUGUACGACACACACUCACACACACAAUAAUGUUUGUAAUAUUUUGGCCAAAUAAAGUCAUCUCUGUUACAGAGUGGAUGCAAAUUGA